UCCGCUCUCGCUCUUCUUGUCUCGUUCUCUCCUAGAUUCGUUCCACCAAAGCUACCCUAGUUUUUUUUUUGAUCCGCAAGCUACCCUAGUUGUUAGCCUGUUUCAAACAUCAAAGCCAGUACUUCUCUCCGAGUACCAGUUCCUCGAUCUUUUUCGCAAAUAAUAAUGAAGGAGAGAAUGUCAACACCACGUAUAUGUCGUCUCAAGACUGGGUCCAUUAUUGCAUCCACUGCGGCAUCUUUCUUAAGAGUUGUUAAGGGGUUUUUCGCGGUGUUACGGGAAUGCAGGAAGUUGUCGGAUCUUAUCUCAACACCUUCACUCCAGUCAUUGUUGAUCGAGAAAACAAGUCCAUCUACGUCUCUAACUACGGAGGAAGAACUGAUGGUGAAGUUCAUAUUUGAUGAGAAUUGCAUACAAGGGGAAUCUGUCAUUGCAAUGAGGCUUCAUUUUACUAAUUCGGUUGAAAUUGCUACUCGUCAGCAUAUGUGUUGUCUGAAACCCUAUGCUUGGAUACUUACUAUCGUCAUAAACAUGGUAGUUAUUCAACUGACAAAUAAACAAAGGACGAAAUACCCGGAUGGAAAGCAUAGGAUUUGGUACAUGCCGUUAUAUGUCUCGCAAAUGAUCAUUAAGAAUGAGGUAUACGAGGAAAACAAUAAACGUGUAGCAGACUUAUAUUUCAAAAAGCAAGGAUACACUGGUCCAAUUGAUGCUCUUGAUGAGAUUUAUAUACCGUUCAACUACAAUAAUCAUCAUUGGAUGUGCUUGAAGAUUGAUAUGGUGCGACAUGUAGCCUAUCUAUUCGAUUCGAAGCCAUCUCGAACCUUUGGCAAAGAUAGAAAAAAAAAGGGUGAACUACUGGUUAAAAAUAUGCAUGAGGUACUGAAGCAUGCGUAUGGGUCGAACUAUGUCCAAGAUGUGAGCCUGUAUAAGGUGCAUUGGCUCACAGAACAACCCUUGCAAUUGGAUAAUUAUAACUGUGGGUUAUUUGUUAUAAAGUACAUGCAGAGUGCACCGUUGUCGCCUGGUUUUCAAAUGUUCGAUCCAAUUGAAAGGUGCAGGUUGCUGGUAGACUUGUUGAAAGAUGUGGAUAAUAGACGUUUUUUGGAGUUUAAAAAUCAGUUUGACAUGUAUAACAUGAGGUAGGUUCAAGCACAAUAACAUUGCAACCUAUCUUUCGUGUAAUUUUUCUUAUUCAUUUUUUAUAUCAACGUUACAGAAUCUACUCUCCUUAUAUGCAGGUAAAAUAGAAUUAAGGCAUACUUCAGGAUGACUAGGCUAGUAUGACUGAUAAUGCGGCUAAAAAGGUU
Rhododendron vialii is the source of this 1310-nucleotide messenger RNA. Its product is annotated as ubiquitin-like-specific protease 1A. Gene Ontology annotation, molecular function: cysteine-type peptidase activity. The record is from RefSeq and is a predicted model, not a curated record. The transcript has 9 exons. Bases 166 to 1146 code for a protein of 326 amino acids. NCBI's taxonomy places the organism in Eukaryota, Viridiplantae, Streptophyta, Magnoliopsida, Ericales, Ericaceae. Gene Ontology annotation, biological process: proteolysis.